AAGGAUCGGAUAGGUCAAAGUCCUUGUGAUUUGUGUCUGGUACAUUAUAAUUGUAACCGGGGCACUAGGACACUUGUCAUCGGUAACGUUUUCCCGUUUCCCACACGGCUUGUGAGAAAGAAAGUUAACGAUAUAUUUUGAGCAUGGCAUCGUCAGCUAGUAAACUUAACUUUCUAUCGCGGGGAGUGUGGUCAUUACUACUACAGACGUCAAGGUCACCUUCCCACAACGUAAAGUAUACCCACAGACAAGUCUCCCGGCUUCUUUCUACACUUAGACGAUCUGUGGCGAUAGGAGAUGUACACACAAGGCCAUUCAGUACCACAAGCUUAACUAAAACCAUUUUCACAAGCAAUUUACCAGAUCUUGAAAUUCCACAGGAAAGCCUUGGCGAAUAUUUACUGCCAAAGUUUGACACUUUCGGCGACAAAACAGCAUUGGUUGAUUUCGCCAACGGCAAGACGUACACUUACUCUGAGCUCAAAGCAGCAAUUAUUAGUGUCGCUAGUGCCCUCAACAGACUUGGUUACAAGAAAGGAGAUGUCAUGGCCAUGUAUUCUGUCAACAACUCAGAGUAUUGUAUCCUACUGCUAGCGUGUGCAGCAUCUGGGAUUAUCUUGACCACCGCCAACCCUGCAUACACUCCUGCGGAACUUGCGCGACAUUUAAAUCACUCUGGGUCCACAAGUUUGGUUGUAGUCGAUGUUCUAUUACCAGUCGCCAAGACAGCUCUGGACAGUGAUCCUAACUUGAAGAACACUAUCAAGGAAGUGGUAGUCAUUGGAGAAGCAGAAGGCUACCGUUCAUUUUCCUCGCUUUUAGAGGAUGACGGGAAAUCUUUCCCAGACAACCUCAACAUCGAUCCGAUGAAUGACGUGGUUGUCAUACCCUACUCCAGCGGAACGACAGGACUACCAAAGGGAGUGCAGCUCACCCAUUAUAACCUGGUGGCUAACCUUCAGCAGUUUAGGCCGGUGAUUAGGGUGACCGAGGAAGACACCAGCUUAGGGAUUCUUCCAUUUUAUCAUUGCUACGGCAUGAUCCCGGUCAUGAUGGGCGUAUUUCAGGACGGAGGAAAACUAGUGACGCUCCCGAAAUUUGACCCCGUCAUGUUCCUUACGGCUUUGGCUGAACAAAAGGUAACAAUGGCCCAUAUUGUCCCACCAAUCGUCGUGUUUAUGGCCAAACAUCCUGCUGUAUCCGAGUUUGACCUUUCUAAUCUGAAAAGGACAGUAGUGGGAGCGGCCCCUCUAGGUGAAGCCAUUACUGAAGCCUUCACUAAGAGAUUAAAUAUCCCCAUCACACAAGGGUACGGACUGACAGAGACGUCUCCUGUGUUGGCGGUUGAUAACCUUCCUCCUAGCCCAGGAACUACCGGCCGACUUGCGCCCAAUACAAUGGCCAAGGUCGUCAAUCCGGAAACGGGUGCCGAGCUCGGAACUGGAGAAACCGGAGAGUUAGUAUUCAAGGGUCCACAGAUAAUGAAAGGCUAUCUAAACAACCAGCAGGCCACUGAUGAUAUGAUAAAGGAUGGAUGGCUGUAUUCAGGUGAUGUGGGACAUGUACAAGAGGACGGCUGUAUUGUUAUCACAGACAGAUUGAAGGAACUCAUCAAGUACAAGGGUUUCCAGGUUCCUCCGGCAGAAUUGGAGGACCUACUCCUCAAACAUCCGGGUAUCCAGGACGCGGCUGUGAUAGGUAUCCCAGAUGAGGACGCAGGGGAGCUGCCCCGAGCUUACGUGGUGUCCAAACCAGACCAAACAUUGACUGAAGAGGAAGUCUGCAAAUUUGUUGAAGAUAACGUGUCUGGACACAAGAAACUACGGGGUGGAGUGCAGUUCAUGAAAGAAAUCCCAAAGUCGCCUUCUGGCAAAAUCCUCAGACGAGUUCUCAGGGACGAAUUAAGCUCGAAAGUGUAAUUAAGUAACACAAUAGGAAUGUUUCGAAUGUAUCCGAGAUCAUUUAAUGUAUAUCGUUACAACUCGUAUUGAUUUUAACUUGAAAUAUAUGUAUUUGCACUUUAAUGCACUUAUGGCAGCGACAAUGCAACAUAAGGGAUUUUUUUUAUUUCAUUAGAUUCUUACAUUCUUGGCUGGACUGAUGAGACUAACACAUGAAACUCCAGUCACGAUGUAUCACACAUUUUAAUAUGUUUACAUUUUACCAAAGAUUUUACGAUGAUAUUGUGUUUUUACUGUUAUUUUGAAGUAGUAUUAUAUUUUUGAAAUGAAGGUCAAUAAGUAGUGAUAUGAUUGUUGUUCUGUAGAUAUUAACUAUGUUUUACGUGUGAUGUUUGAAUAUUCGCCUGGUGAUCGAAGGAUCGCUACAUGUAGUUCGAGUCCCGACACGGGAACGGUGUGUUGUACCCUUGAAUAAGAUACUUCCUGUUCGAUAUAUAUGUAAAUGACUACCUGGUAAGAUAGGUUUGUUAGCACCGAAAAGUAGUUCUACUAGGUUUAUCUUCCAAGGAAGGAGUAGAGAAAGAGGGAUAGUUGGAGGGGGUAAAGACGGGGUAACCACGGAUGCUUAUUUUUGUGAUCCACUUUAAAACAACUGUGUUGCAAUAGCGGUAUAAUUAAAAUUGCAACGUAAUAAUUAUUGAUAUUAUGCUUAUGAAAAGGGUAUUUUUAAGUAAAGAAUAUUUGACUUUGUUUAAAAGCUUUCUUUUCUUCUUUUCUUUUUUUCCACAAUGUAGAUUAUAGUUACAACGAAAGUGUUUUACAGCAGUUGUUUGCUAUACUGUAAAAUACCUUUUUACCUGUAGAGGCAAUUUACUUCUUAUAUAAUUCUGUAUAUUUUAUUCUCAAUCAAGAAGUUUUUCUCCUUCUUUUUAAAGUAGCUAUGUUUACACUGUUAAGUUCAUCAAUGAAAUUGACAUUUUGCUGAAGAUUUGAAUUAUUUGUGUGGAUUUAAAUCUCUCGCGAAAGAAAAUCAGUUGCACAUUAAAAAUGACGUCAUAGCAAUAGCAGGAUUGUUUGUUUGUUUUUGUUUUUGUUUUUGUUUUUUUUUUUUUUUUGCGAAACGGAAUCGAGAAACAAUUGACUCUACAAGAUGACACACCUUUCUGACGAUUUAAUUGUAGGUUGUAAGCAAAGACAAUAUUUCGUCAUCUUUGACCUGAAUGAUAUUGUUUAUACCGUAGUCUAUCCUGGAGAGUUUUACGGAAGAAGCAUAUUCAAUAUUAAUAUGGUAUAAAUACAAUUUAUAUAUAGGUCACUGUGACAUGAUAAAUGAUAUAUGUGACAGAGGAGCGGGAAAUUGAUCUAUAUAUCAUGUAUAUCAUGGCGGAAUGUAUACAGCGCAGAGAAUUAUGAUGACCUGCGGUUUAACUUUCUUUUACUAGAUUAAACAGCAGGGGUAUAAUGUUUUUACUUGAUCAUUUUUAAUAAAUCAGUUUUUAUAGAUUUUUAAAAGAAAUGCUUUAUAUUUGUGUGACUGGUAUAAAUCAUAGAUGAUUUUAAAUAUACUGCUGAUAUUACAGUGAUUUGUGUAGAUGACAACAAGCGUUAUUGUGUAUGUACGCAUUAUAAUAUGUUUUUAUGUAUUAAUCAUUAUUGUGUUUCUUUAUUAUUGUUGUGUGUUAAUCAGCAUAUUGCAGCAUAUUGUCUUUUUCAAGCAUUAUUGUGUAUCGAUCGUAUCAAGCAUAAAUGUCUUUGGAUGCUAUAAAACAUUAUUGUGUAUGGAUGUAAUCAAACAAUACUGUGUGUGGAUGUUAUCAAACAAUACUGUGCGUGGAUGUUAUAAAACAUUAUUGUGUAUGGAUGUAAUCAAACAUUAUUGUGUGUGGAUAGUAUCAAACAUUACUGCGUGGGUGUUAUCAAACAAUACUGUGUGUGGAUGUUAUAAAACAGUAUUGUGUAUGGAUGUUAUCAAACAUUAAUGUUUGUGGAUGUUAUCAAACAUUAUUGUGUAUGGAUAGUAUCAAACAUGAUUGUGUGUUGAUGACAUCAAGCAUUACUGUAUGUCGAUGUUAUUAAACAUGAUUGUGUGUUGAUGGUUAUAAUCAAUAUUUUGUAUGCAUAUUAUAAUCUUCUGACGAUUUAUUUCAAAUAAAGAUCAAAGAUUUC
This is a messenger RNA of Pecten maximus, 4067 nucleotides long. RefSeq names its product probable 4-coumarate--CoA ligase 1. Bases 144 to 1919 code for a protein of 591 amino acids. The transcript has 12 exons. Gene Ontology annotation, molecular function: CoA-ligase activity. NCBI's taxonomy places the organism in Eukaryota, Metazoa, Mollusca, Bivalvia, Pectinida, Pectinidae. The record is from RefSeq and is a predicted model, not a curated record.